Messenger RNA from Impatiens glandulifera, 1418 nucleotides. Its product is annotated as glycerophosphodiester phosphodiesterase GDPD6-like. Gene Ontology annotation, biological process: lipid metabolic process. The record is from RefSeq and is a predicted model, not a curated record. Gene Ontology annotation, molecular function: glycerophosphodiester phosphodiesterase activity. The coding region runs from base 110 to 1294 and encodes 394 amino acids. NCBI's taxonomy places the organism in Eukaryota, Viridiplantae, Streptophyta, Magnoliopsida, Ericales, Balsaminaceae. Gene Ontology annotation, cellular component: vacuole. The transcript is spliced from 8 exons.
GGAAUCACUUCUCUCUCUUCCAAGAUUACUUACUGUUUGUUACUGAAUAAAUUAUUAAGAUUGAUUUUAUUAUUCAAAGAGAGAAAAAAGAUAGAGCCAAUAACACACCAUGCUUUCAUCUGGUGGUGUUGUCACUUUCAUUCUGGUUCUAUUUUUUGUUCUUGAAUCUUCUGCUAGGCCAUUGUAUCCUCUUCCUAGCCGUGCCGGCAAUAGGAAUCGUAAACCUCUUCAGACAUUUCGUCCUUACAAUAUUGCACAUAGAGGUUCAAAUGGGGAGAUUCCUGAAGAAACUGCUGAAGCUUAUUUGAGAGCUAUUGAGGAAGGUGCUGAUUUCAUAGAAACAGACAUAUUGUCAUCUAAGGAUGGUGUUCUUAUUUGUUUCCACGAUGUAACACUCGACGAAACAACCGAUGUAACAAAACAUAAGAAGUUUGCUAAACGUAAAAGGACUUAUGAAGUUCAAGGAUUAAACGUAACUGGAUUCUUCACAGUUGAUUUUACACUCGAAGAACUCAAGUCAUUGCGGGUAAAACAGAGGUUUCCUUUUCGAGAUCAGAAAUAUAAUGGAGUGUUUCAGAUAAUUACAUUCGAAGAGUUUAUUUCCAUUGCUUUAGAUGCGUCGAGAAUCGUGGGAAUAUAUCCCGAGAUUAAAAACCCAGUUCUUAUUAACCAGCAUGUCAAAUGGCAUGGAGGUAAGAUAUUCGAGGACAAAUUUGUAGAGACACUAAAGAAAUACGGUUAUAAAGGUUCUUAUUUAUCGGAUGAUUGGAAGAAGCAACCUGCAUUCAUCCAAUCAUUUGCUCCAACUUCUCUUAUCCAUAUAUCAAACCAUACGGAUCUUCCUAAACUGUUCUUAAUCGACGAUGUAACCAUACCGACACAAGACACAAAUCAGACAUAUGAGGAAAUCACUUCAGACAGUUAUUUGGAUUAUAUAAAGGAUUAUGUAGUGGGGAUUGGACCUUGGAAGGAUACUAUUGUUCCUGUCUCAAAUAAUAAUUAUUUGGAACCAUCAACAGAUCUUGUUGCUAGAGCUCAUGCCCACAAUCUUCAGGUUCAUCCAUACACAUACAGGAAUGAGAAUCAUUAUCUGCACUAUAACUUCCAUCAAGAUCCAUAUCAAGAAUAUGAUUUCUGGAUAAACACAAUUGGAGUGGAUGGUCUCUUCACAGAUUUCACUGGCAGCCUUCAUAAAUUUCAGGAGAUGACUUCCCAAUCUUCUUCCCAAAAAAAUGAUGCUUCAGAAUUACUGCAUAAAAUUGCUAUUAUGAUUGCCAAUUACACAAGGAAAUGAGAGAAAAGAAGAUCAUUUCUUUAUUUCAUUUGUUAGCUUUGUCAUCAAUUAUUUAUGUGCAAGCAAACUCUUCAUUUCCUAUUUGACUCAACAACAUAAAUAUUUUGUUGUUGUUAUAUGUGCA